Messenger RNA from Cutaneotrichosporon cavernicola, 1164 nucleotides. RefSeq lists its product as uncharacterized. The transcript is spliced from 4 exons. Gene Ontology annotation, molecular function: histone deacetylase activity, NAD-dependent; NAD+ binding. Bases 1 to 1164 code for a protein of 387 amino acids. The record is from RefSeq and is a predicted model, not a curated record. NCBI's taxonomy places the organism in Eukaryota, Fungi, Basidiomycota, Tremellomycetes, Trichosporonales, Trichosporonaceae. Gene Ontology annotation, cellular component: nucleus.
AUGAAGUCAAACGACGCCAUCGAACACGCCGCGUCCCUCAUCCGCGACGGUAAAGCGCGCAAGAUCGCAGUCAUGACCGGGGCAGGCAUCUCGACGUCGGCCGGCAUCCCCGACUUCCGCUCACCCGGUACUGGUCUCUAUGACAAUCUGCAGGCCCUCGACCUGCCCGUUCCCGAGGCCGUCUUUUCCCUCGACUACUUCCACUAUCGACCAGAGCCGUUCUGGACAUUGGCAAAGGACCUGUAUCCUGGAAAAUACUUUCCCACUCCAACGCACUACUUUCUCAAGCUGUUACAUGACAAGGGCGUGCUACAGCGCGUGUGGAGUCAGAACAUCGACACGCUGGAGACGGCGGCUGGCGUGCCUCCCGACCUGGUGAUGGAGGCGCAUGGAUCAUUCCGCACCGCCCACUGCCUCAAGUGCCGCCGGUCCGCGAGCACAGAAUACGUGCUCAAGGCGGGGGUACGGCAGGGUGCCGUGGUCCGCUGUGAGCAUUGUAAAGGCCUCGUCAAGCCGGAUAUUGUCUUCUUUGGCGAGGGACUUCCGGACAACUUUUUCGAGCUGAUGCCCGAGCUCCGCCACGCCGACCUCGUUCUCGUCAUGGGCACGUCGUUGCAGGUGCACCCGUUCGCGGGGCUUGUGGAGCGCGUGUCGUCCUCCACGCCGCGGGUGCUCAUCAACCGCGAGGCGGUGGGUCCCUUCUCCCGCGUCAAGCAUGGCAAGCGGAGAGGCCGGGACGGCGUGUAUCUCGGCGACGCGGAUGAUGCUGUGCGCGAGUUGGUGCGCGCGAUCGGAUGGGAGGAGGAGCUGGACGAGUUGAUUGCCGAGGGGCAGAAGAGGUUGGAGACCGAGUGGAAGGCGAUGGGUGCGACCGAGAUGGAGGUGGAGGCCGAGGACAGCAAAGCAAAGGAAGAGGCGGCGGGAGAGGACCAAUCUGACGUUGCUCCUGCUGUCGAGGCCGAGGCCGAGGCCAAGAACGCACCCAAGGACGCGGGCAAGGAUGCAGCUGCAGCUACGGACAAGAUGGCCGAGGGCGAACCGCUCUUGGCUGCGGCCAAGGCGAUUGAGGCAGAGACUGCAAAGGACGCUGCCCUCGAGAACGAAGUCGAGGCACUCACAUCGGGCCUUGCUGGGGUCAAGGUCGACGACAAAGCCAAGGUUUGA